This is a messenger RNA of Wickerhamiella sorbophila, 777 nucleotides long. RefSeq names its product DNA damage checkpoint protein rad24. The transcript has a single exon. Gene Ontology annotation, cellular component: cytoplasm. The record is from RefSeq and is a predicted model, not a curated record. Bases 1 to 777 code for a protein of 258 amino acids. NCBI's taxonomy places the organism in Eukaryota, Fungi, Ascomycota, Dipodascomycetes, Dipodascales, Trichomonascaceae. Gene Ontology annotation, biological process: signal transduction.
AUGACUUCGCGUGAGGAUUUUACGUACCUGGCCAAGCUGGCUGAGCAGGCGGAGCGCUACGAGGAGAUGGUUGAGAACAUGAAGAAGGUGACCGAGCUGGCCGACGAGCUGACGGUCGAGGAGCGGAACCUGCUUUCUGUCGCGUACAAGAACGUUAUUGGCGCUCGCCGCGCGUCUUGGCGCAUUGUUGCCUCUAUUGAGCAGAAGGAAGAGUCCAAGGGCAACACCCCACAGGUCGCACUGGUCAAGGAGUAUCGGCAAAAGAUCGAAAAAGAGCUCGCCAACAUCUGCAAUGACAUUCUGCAAGUUCUUGAAAAGUAUCUCAUCCCCAGCGCUGAGAGCGGCGAGUCCAAGGUCUUUUAUUACAAGAUGAAGGGUGAUUACCUCCGUUAUCUUGCCGAGUUCGCUGUUGGGCAGCAGCGCGAAGACGCCGCAAACGAGUCCCUCAAGUCAUACUCCACUGCUGCCGAGGCUGCAAAUUCCGAACUGGCCCCCACGCACCCCAUCCGUCUGGGCCUGGCCCUCAACUUUAGUGUCUUUUACUACGAGAUCCUUAACUCGCCCGAAAAGGCCUGCAAGCUGGCCAAAGACGCCUUCGACCAAGCCAUUGCAAAGAUUGAUGUGCUCUCCGAAGAGUCGUACAAGGAUUCCACUCUCAUCAUGCAGCUGCUUAAAGAUAACCUCAUGCUCUGGACUGGCGACAUGACUGAGGUCGCGCCCGAAAAGGCCCCCGACGGUGCACCCAAAGAGGAGGCUCCUGCUGCUGAUGCAGAGUAA